Aspergillus clavatus NRRL 1 is the source of this 1149-nucleotide messenger RNA. RefSeq names its product PQ-loop repeat-containing protein. Bases 1 to 1149 code for a protein of 382 amino acids. The record is from RefSeq and is a predicted model, not a curated record. The transcript is spliced from 2 exons. Gene Ontology annotation, cellular component: fungal-type vacuole membrane. NCBI's taxonomy places the organism in Eukaryota, Fungi, Ascomycota, Eurotiomycetes, Eurotiales, Aspergillaceae. Gene Ontology annotation, biological process: basic amino acid transmembrane export from vacuole.
AUGUUUCCCUCGCAGACUGGCAAUCUAGAUCUAGAUGCUCUGAGUGGUAUAUGCGGAUCGAUCUCUAUUGCCUGUUGGGUUGUUGUCUUUUCACCACAAAUCAUUGAGAACUUUCGCCGUGGCUCUGCCGAUGGCCUCUCCCUGCUCUUUCUUGUUGUGUGGCUGGCAGGAGAUGUUUUUAAUAUCCUUGGUGCCGUGCUGCAAGGCGUGCUACCUACCAUGAUCAUUCUUGCCGUGUACUAUACACUUGCAGACAUUGUUCUCCUUGGACAAUGCUUUUACUAUCGAGGAUUCACGUUGAGAGAUGAGCCAUCUGGUGCCUCCUCUCCCACGGAAGUAAUCACAGAUGAUGCGCUUCCUCAGCAGAGAAAGCCAACCGAGCGUACGUCUUUACUUUCAAAAGCAAAUGGCCAGUCCUAUCAGAACCAAGGCCAAGAUCGUUACAAUCAGAAUAGUCAGGAAGGGCCAGCGGCAUCGACAUCACAAACGCCACAAAUUUUGUCGCAUGCAGAUCACAGGAGACACUCUGCAACCUCCUUCCGCGAAAUUAUUCACCCAGCUGUCGAUGGAACACAUCUUUCCCCCGUGACGCCUUUUGUCGAGCCAACUUCGCAGAAGAAGCUCUCUGCUCGGCGCAUCUCCACUCUCCAGACGACCCUCUUCAAUUCCACCGCCAUUGCUCUUGUCUGCGCUGCCGGAGUGGUAGGCUGGUACGUGAGCCCCAGCUCAUCCAAGAACAAAGACCAGGCACCCCCCGGAGAUGACUCUGGUGCACCCCCUCUCGCCUUCGACACCCUCGGUCAGGUCUUUGGGUAUCUGUGCGCCAUUCUCUACCUUGGCUCUCGUCUACCCCAGAUUCUCCUGAAUUACCGGCGCAAGUCAACGGAAGGAGUCUCCUUGCUCUUCUUCCUCUUUGCGUGUAUCGGUAACCUGACCUACGUCCUCUCCAUCCUGGCUUUUUCCCCCGUCUGUGCGGGAGAUUCUCACCACUGUCGGCCUGGCGAAGCGACUGCUCUAUAUGGUCGGUACAUACUUGUGAAUCUGUCAUGGCUGAUAGGGAGCUUUGGAACCCUAUUGCUUGACAUGGGUAUCUUUGUUCAAUUUUUCCUCUACAAAGACAACGAGGACGAACUCAAUGACGUGGAUUGA